Messenger RNA from Topomyia yanbarensis, 1001 nucleotides. RefSeq names its product zinc finger protein 723-like. The coding region runs from base 153 to 809 and encodes 218 amino acids. Lineage: Eukaryota; Metazoa; Arthropoda; Insecta; Diptera; Culicidae. The record is from RefSeq and is a predicted model, not a curated record. The transcript has 3 exons. Gene Ontology annotation, cellular component: nucleus. Gene Ontology annotation, biological process: regulation of transcription by RNA polymerase II. Gene Ontology annotation, molecular function: DNA-binding transcription factor activity, RNA polymerase II-specific; RNA polymerase II transcription regulatory region sequence-specific DNA binding.
CAAAAACACACAACAUGCAUUGAUUGCUGAUUUUGGCACAACUUUACGUCGAUUGCUGAUGUUUAUUCAAAGUGCUACUAACAGGUUAUCGUAUUUAAUAAAAUUACAAUUUGUGUAUUCAAAUUGUACCUGUACAACACAAGAGCGAUAGGAUGAGCUCGUUCGAACAGGAUACGAAUGUCGCACAAAAUGACGAAGAAUCAUCGGAGAAAGAUUCUGCGUCCACCGACCUGAAAGAAACGAAUAGUGUUCAAAUACCGUUCCACUGUGAGCUAUGCGGAAAAGAUUUCCCACUUGUGAGAAAUCUUCGUCGACACGUUCUCCUGCAUUCCGACGAGCGACCGUACAAAUGCGAUAGGUGCGAGAAACGGUUCAUCUCCCGAGAAUAUUUGAAUCGUCACGCGCGCACUCACUCCGGCCAGCAACGCUACAAAUGCGACAUUUGUGAUAGGGUUUGCAAUUCGAAGAAAUCUCUUCAGUUGCACGGGAGAACCCACAGUGGCGAAGAUCCGUUUCAGUGUGAUAUUUGUGGUAAAAGCUUUACAAACCUCUAUCACCUUAAGGUCCACCAGCGGAUUCACACGGGGACUAGUCUGUUCAAGUGUGAGAUAUGUGACAAAGAAUUUACAAUUAGUUCUCGCCUUGAAAAUCAUCUGGAAGCUCACACCAAGGAGCAUACCCACCAGUGUGAUAUUUGUGGCAGAGGAUACGCUUCUAGGAGAGCUUUGUUUACGCAUCGUCGUCGUAUUCACACCUCCGGUGACAUGACGGAUCGAUCCGAUAACGGUAGUACACUUACGAUCAGUUGAAUGAUUCGAUUCAAGCACAGAUUAACGUUACUGUGGUAGAAUCAACGUCGUAGAUUCUGGCUAGAGUGUCUUAGAGUAGAAUUCAUAAUUCAUUUCGUAAUAUAUGUACAUAAUAUGAUUUGUAUUCUAGUUAAUAUUCAAUUUGUUGGAUACUGUAAAAUAGCAUAAGGGUGAUAUAUUAAGGGGGAAGUC